GUGCGCUGUUCAUGCAGUGGCUGCCCAGCUGCCCCCGGGAAGCCUGCAAGGGGUGCACGACAGCAUGCCUGGCCCCGUCUCCACAGCCCCCACUCCCAGCGGCAGGCUCAGCAUCCCAGAAAUAAUCCGGAAGAAGCGGGAUGGCCAGAAGCUGUGGGAGGAGGAAAUCCGGUACUUCGUGCAGGCCGUGGCCAGCCGGGCCAUGAAGGACGGGCAGAUCGGAGCCCUGCUGAUGGCCAUCCGGCUGCGGGGCAUGGAGCCCGACGAGACACUGGUGCUGACCCGGGAGAUGGCCUCGUCGGGGAGGAUGCUCGCGUGGCCGGAGAAGUGGCGGGGCCUUCUGGUGGACAAGCACUCCACCGGCGGGGUGGGCGACAAGGUCAGCCUGCCCCUGGUGCCGGCCCUCGCGGCCUGCGGCUGCAAGGUGCCCAUGAUCAGUGGCCGAGGACUGGCCCACACCGGCGGCACUCUGGACAAGCUGGAGUCCAUCCCCGGCUUCACGGUCACCCAGAGCCCAGAGCAGAUGGAGCACAUCCUGGAGACCGUGGGCUGCUGCAUCGUGGCACAGAGCCAAGACCUGGUCCCGGCCGACAAGAUCCUGUACAGCCUCCGGGACGUCACGGCCACCGUGGACAGCUUGCCGCUCAUCAUAGGCUCCAUCCUGAGUAAAAAGGCGGCAGAGAACCUCUCGGCCCUGGUGCUGGACGUGAAGUUUGGCAGUGCCGCCCUCUACCCGACUCUGGAGAGCGCCCAGGAGCUGGCGGAGGCUCUGGUGUCCGUCGGGACCCAGCUGGGGAUGAGCACCGCCGCCGUGCUCAGCAGGAUGGACGGGCCCCUGGGGCGCCGCGUCGGCAACUCGCUGGAGGUGCUGGAAUCCCUGGAGUGCCUGGACGGACGCGGCCCGGCGGAUCUGCGGGAGCUGGUGACCACGCUAGGAGGAACCCUGCUGUGGCAGCGCGGGAAGGGCGGCUCCCCGCCUGAGGGGGCCGCCCAGAUCGCCCGGGCCCUGGACGACGGCUCCGCCAUGCGCCUCUUCCAAGCCAUGCUGCAGGCGCAGGGCGUGCGGGCCGAGGUGGCCAGCGCUCUGUGCGCGGGGACGGAGGAGCAGCGCCUGCGGGUGCUGACGCGGGCCCAGGCCCAGGAGGAGCUGGUGGCGCCACGGGACGGGACCGUCCGGCAGAUCCAUGCCCUGCCCCUGGCGCAGGUGCUGCACGGCCUGGGGGCCGGCCGCAGCCUGGAGGGACAAGCCAUCAACCACCGUGUGGGUGCGGAGCUGCUGGUCUCCGUGGGGGAGCGGGUGAAGAAAGGAUCUCCGUGGAUCAGGAUCCACUACGAGCAGCCCCCGCUGAGCGAGGCGGACCGACUCCACCUGCAGGGGGCCCUGCUUCUGGAGGAGACGGAGCCCUUUGUGCCCGGCCCGAGGGUGGCGAAGAUGAUCCUCCCGCAGACCCCUGUGGGGGGGCAGUGAAGGGGGUCUGAGCCGCAGCAGGCGUGCCCCAUGCCCAGGGGCCAGGACAGCGGCUGCGCUGCGCCAACACCCCACGCCCGCUUCUGCAGGACGGCCCCCUUGCCCCCCGUGGGCGGGAGGGGUUUCUCCCCCCGCUCUCUUCCCCGCACGCCCCAGCAGAGGCCGGGGCGCUAUCUCCAGCAGAAGGACCCCCUCGCGCGCCUUCGCCCCUGCCCCAGCCCCAGCUUGAGGGGUGCGUGCAGUUCGAGUGUGGAGCAGCCUUCUCUGACCUAAAACCGCGGCCAAUAAACGCAUCUGGAGCUUU
Messenger RNA from Varanus komodoensis (Komodo dragon), 1772 nucleotides. RefSeq names its product thymidine phosphorylase (gene TYMP). Gene Ontology annotation, molecular function: pyrimidine-nucleoside phosphorylase activity; 1,4-alpha-oligoglucan phosphorylase activity. Gene Ontology annotation, biological process: pyrimidine nucleobase metabolic process; pyrimidine nucleoside metabolic process. Gene Ontology annotation, cellular component: cytosol. Lineage: Eukaryota; Metazoa; Chordata; Lepidosauria; Squamata; Varanidae. The coding region runs from base 65 to 1468 and encodes 467 amino acids. The transcript is spliced from 10 exons. The record is from RefSeq and is a predicted model, not a curated record.